Helianthus annuus (common sunflower) is the source of this 1356-nucleotide messenger RNA. RefSeq lists its product as uncharacterized. Gene Ontology annotation, molecular function: RNA binding. The transcript has a single exon. The record is from RefSeq and is a predicted model, not a curated record. The coding region runs from base 1 to 1356 and encodes 451 amino acids. Gene Ontology annotation, cellular component: nuclear speck. Gene Ontology annotation, biological process: mRNA splicing, via spliceosome. Lineage: Eukaryota; Viridiplantae; Streptophyta; Magnoliopsida; Asterales; Asteraceae.
AUGGAGUCGACAGAUGAGAUUUGGACCGAUGUGAAUGAUCGGCGGAAGCCGAAAAGACAGAACUAUGUCGACAAGGAUAAAUCUGUAAGGCUCGACGUCACCAAGUUUUUUAUUUCUAACCUCCCACCGGGUUGCAGACCGUGGGACGUAGCAGACUUUGUUAGGGUUUAUGGGGAAGUCAGCGGUAUGUAUAUCGCUAGGAAAAGAGAUAAGGCAGGCAACAGGUUUGGGUUUCUGAGCUUUAAGAACGUCAAAGAUGCAAAAAACUUGGAAAAGGCUCUUAAUGGUUUAAAAAUGGGAGGUCAUAAGCUCAUGGUGAACAUCGCUCGUUUUGCUAAUGAGAAUAUCGGUGUCAGAGAAUCUGAUGGUAGACCGGGUAUUAGGCUGGUCGGCAUGAGGGAUGGUGACGGAGGCACUAAUAAGAAGACAAGUGGGUUAAAUGGGGCAAGAAUUGCUGAGGAUACCAGGGGUAAGGCUAAGCUGUUUACAAAGGAGGGGAUUUCUUACAAGGAUAUGGUGGCUCCUAUGAAGAAGACGAUUUCGGUUAUUCCUGAUUGUUCGGGAUCUCAGGAACCUAUGAGGGUGAUCGAGGUCCAUAAAGAAACUAGCGCUUUCUUUGCUUUCCAGGAGAGGGCGGUUAUUGGUAGAGCGGUGAACGUUAGAAUGUUGGCAGAGCUACAAAACUUGUUAUCUUCUGUUGGUUAUGGUAAGGCUAAGGUUUAUUAUGCGGGGGGUCUAUAUGUGAUUAUUGUUUUCCUUGAAGUCUUUGAGGCUAUGGAUUUGUUUAACAAUAGUAGAACUUGGGAUGCUUGGUUUUCAUCUUUAGACAUGUGGGUAGGCCAGUCUCUACCAUUUGAAAGGAUUUCUUGGAUCAAAUUCGUCGGUGUGCCCGUUCACCUUGCGGAAAAUAAAGUUUUCGAUGAUAUGGCAGAGCAUUACGACAAGGUGGUUCACGGGUCCCAACUGUCUGCUGAGGUCAGAGGCCUUUCGAUUAAUAGGGUUGGAGUUCUUGUUGGUCAUGGGGAACCUAUUUCGGAUUCGGUGUUUCUGAGCUGGCAUGGUAGAAAAUAUAAAGUUUGGGUCUUGGAGGAACAAAGGGAAUGGGUUCCGGAUUGUAUUGUGGAGGAUGAGAGUGAGGAUAGGGACGACGAUAUGUCGGUGCCAUCGGUCGAUGAUGUGCCAGAGGCCGAUAUUCCGGAGCCACCGGAAAACAUGGAGGAAAUCAGACAGGUGAGAGAAGGGCUGGUAGGUGAAAAGGAAGGUUUGGGCGGCAGAUCCGAAGGGGCAGGAGUGCAUGGGAAUUCGGCGGCACGUGGGGACCGUUUUAAGGUUAGGAUGAAUGAUUGUUGGAGAUAG